AUGUCAGCCCUGUUGCAUGCCACUCAAAGCUCGUCCGUGUAUCUUUACGCGGCCUCUUCUGUGCUCCUGCUUGGAGCAUUUGCCUUCUUGUAUCAUGUCUUCGACCUCGGCGGGCCGAAGAUCCCCAAAGGAUUGCGAGCCGCUCCUUCGCCACCGGGUGCGAGACUAUUCACUGGCCAUACGCACAUCUACGCCGGCCAAGUGACCAGCAAUCCAAGCGAGUCACAACUCGUCAGAUGGGCAGAAGAGCUAGGUGAAAUCUAUCAGAUUCAAUUGGGAACCCAGCGCUGGGUCGUCCUUAGCUCUCCCGAGGCUAUCAAAGAUGUCUUUGACAGACAAGGUACCUUGACGUCGAGCAGGGCUACCAAUCGUGUUGCCAUGGGCGUCCUUUCUGGUGGUUAUCGUAUGCUCUUCAUGCCGUACGGGAAACAAUGGCGCGACAUUCGUGCCAUCGUCCAUCGCUGCUUGACGGUCAAAUCUGCAGAUGGCAUGAAGUCAUCCCAAGACCUCGAGUCUCGACGUUAUCUGUACGACCUAUUGACCGAGCCUGCCAAUUUCUGGAACCACGUCAAACGCUACUCGACAAGUGUGAUCAUGUACGCCACAUACGGCAGACGUAUCCUUACCCUCGGAGACCCAGUACUCAACGAUAUAUACACAGAGACCGGCGUAUUCGGCGAAUGCUUCGGACAACUCCACUUGGUCGACCAGUAUCCCAUCCUGGAGAACUUACCGAAAUCGCUGCAAUGGUGGCGCAAGAAAUAUGAGCCAUAUCAUCAAAAGGAGCUACAGCUCUGGCUUGGGUUGUGGCGUGCACUGAAAAGUCAGGUAGCGAAGGGCAUUUAUACAGGCUGUUUCGCGGAGAAGUUCAUGGAGAACGACUACCCUAAAAUGGGCAUUUCUGAGAACCAGGCAGCGUAUGUGGCCGGGACGAUGAUCGAGGCUGGAAGUGACACUACCCAGCUUACACUGAACAGCUUGAUUCUGGGACUGCUCGCAUUUCCUGACACAGUUCAAAAAGCACACGAAGAACUGGAUAGAGUCGUUGGUCAACGGAUGCCGACUUUUGAAGAUUCUGACCGGCUACCCUAUAUCCGCGCCAUGGUCAAAGAGGUACUGAGAUGGCGGACUGCUUCAAAUGAUCACUUCCAACAUCUCACCACUGGCGACGUCAUAUACAAGGAUUAUUUUAUCCCUGCAGGCUCAUAUGUUGUCGGUAAUGUAUGGGCUCUCAACUUUGAUCCGGUCAUGUUCCCCGACCCUCAACGUUUUAACCCGGAUCGAUAUCUCGACAAAAAGGCGAACAAUAUGACUGCCGGCGAGUGCAUCAACGCGCAGGAUCCUCGGCAGCGAGAUCACUGGGGUUUUGGAGCUGGACGACGUGUCUGUGCGGGCUACACUUUGGCCGAGAACUCACUGUUCAUACUUACUGCGCGGUUGUUGUGGGCUUUCGAUGUCCGGGCGCCGAUUGAUAAGACUACCGGCAAGCCUCUGGAGUAUGACCUGUGGGAUUUCCCGGCGACGAAUAUGUUUGGGCCUAAUCCGUUCCGCGCGGACUUCAAGGUUAGGGAUUCAGGAAGGGAGAAACAGAUCCUAGAUGGCCUCGAUGCGUUCAGGAGUGACUUCAACUAG
Molecule: messenger RNA, 1632 nt
Organism: Exophiala viscosa
Lineage: Eukaryota; Fungi; Ascomycota; Eurotiomycetes; Chaetothyriales; Herpotrichiellaceae
Product: cytochrome P450 76C3
Exons: 5
Coding region: 1-1632 (543 amino acids)
Molecular function (GO): heme binding; monooxygenase activity; iron ion binding
Source: RefSeq, a predicted model, not a curated record